AUGCCGUUUUGCAACGUGGGCGCGUGCGACAGCGACGAUGGGCGCGCGCCGAAUAGCAGCCGCGGGAUCAAGAUUUUCUACCGGACCUACGGCCAAGGACCCGUCAAAGUUCUCAUGAUCAUCGGUUUGGCUGGGACCCAUGAUUCGUGGGGCCCUCAGAUAAAGGGCCUGGUCAGGACUGUGAAUCCGAACGACGAUAGGUCACCGGACGCCGGGGAUCCGACCGGCGGUGGGGUGGCAGGCGUGGAAGUUUGCGCCUUUGAUAAUCGUGGUAUGGGUCGGAGCUCCGUCCCCACCAAAAAAUCCGAGUAUACGACUAAAAUUAUGGCAGAAGAUGCAAUAGCUGUAAUGGAUCAUUUGGGGUGGGAAAAAGCUCAUGUAUUUGGCCAUUCAAUGGGUGGUAUGAUUGCUUGUAAGCUUGCUUCCAUGGUGCCUGAAAGAGUUUUGUCGUUGGCUUUGUUAAAUGUUACUGGUGGAGGUUAUGAAUGCAUACCAAAGUUGGAUCGUCAAACUUUGUCAAUUGCAAUGCGGUUUCUGAAGGCUAAAACUCCUGAGCAGAGGGCAGCUGUUGAUUUAGAUACUCAUUAUUCACAGGAAUAUCUUGAAGAGUUAGUUGGACAAAAGACGAGAAGAUCGAUUUUAUACCAAGAAUACGUAAAAGGAAUAUCAUCAACUGGCAUGCAAUCGAGUUACGGAUUUGAUGGUCAGGUUAAUGCCUGCUGGACCCAUAAAAUGUCACGAACUGAAAUCGAGUCUAUUCGUGCAGCUGGUUUUCCUGUAUCUGUAAUUCAUGGCAGGCAUGAUGUCAUUGCUCAAAUGUGCCAUGCAAAACGACUUGCAGAGAAAUUGUAUCCUUGUGCAAGAAUGGUCGAGCUUAACGGCGGUCAUCUUGUGAGCCAUGAGAGAACAGAAGAGGUCAAUAGAGCUCUUGUAGAGUUGAUCAGGGCAUCACAAAGUGCGGUGAAAUUACAAGAAUGGACAAAUUUGUCCAAUAAAAGCAGUGGGUCUAAAUCUACUCGGAGAUCAUUAUGGAAAUCAGUCGGUUCAUCCGUUAUUGUCGAAAGUGUACAGAAGCUACAUAUUUUCUUAGUUUACUUAUUCGGCUUUUUUGUGUUCGCAUUCGAGCACUUUAGACGAGGCGUGAGGAGGCUUAAUCCCACACCGCGCAAGGUUUAUCCUCCUCACUUGUCCAGCGAACAGUUGCUUUUCUUCUUGCUGAGCUUUUCCAAAUCGCACUGCGCAGAGAUGGAAGCUUUAGCUUCUGACGUCACAGCUGACGCCCCGAACAAAUGGGAUUUCAGUUGCAACUUAGAGGUAGAUUAUGAUACUGAAGAAAUUGCCCGCAUUGUUUAUGCUGCAUUGGCCGUCGAUAAAGAGUUGCAACCCGAUAAGGUGAAAAGGGAGAUGUCAGUUUCCGGUGGAAAGCUUUCCGUUCGAUUUGAGGCGAUUGAAGCAAGAUUCCUUCGUGCAUCUUACAGUGCAUUUGUGGAUGUUCUUACACUUGCCACAAAGACGAUUGAAGAGUUUGGUAAAGAGAUAAAAUUGUGA
Striga hermonthica is the source of this 1548-nucleotide messenger RNA. NCBI's taxonomy places the organism in Eukaryota, Viridiplantae, Streptophyta, Magnoliopsida, Lamiales, Orobanchaceae. The record is from the annotation of a GenBank genome assembly.